ACUUCGACCUAUCUUGACAAACCGUAGACUUCACUAUUUUUAAUUACUCUGUCUCUCUUUCUCUCUGCCUGUGUAGAUGAAAUUGGCAAUUUCAGAGUAAAAACCAAUUAUGCUGCAGAGAUAACAAAGGAAAUUUGGAAAUAUUCUGAACAUAUUUCUGUUGAGUGAGAUCAGUGUAAUCGUGGUUCGUGAUUUGAUCUGGAACAACGCUUACUUAAAAGGACUCUUAUUUUCUCUGUUAUCUGCUCUCUCGGUCUGUCAGUUUGCAGGUAAUCUAUUUAAGCUCUUAUAAAUGGCUGUAGCAGACUCAAUAUCUUUCCAAGAACAACUACUUCAGAGGGUUGCUUCAGCUCAGUUUAGGAAGCCUCUCCUUCAUCUUGUGUCCACUCAAGAACACAAGGGCAGAUACCUCACCCAAUGUGUCCCACUUCACAAAGCAUCACUCAAAGGUGACUGGAAAGAAGCUAGAAAACUAUUGGAUCAAGAUGGGUCACUUCUCAAAACGGCCAUAACAAAGGGGGGGUGGGCCACACUCCUCCACAUAGCCGUGGGAGCAAACCGUGUUCACUUUGUGGAGGAGCUGCUAAAGUUGAUGCAACCAGAAGAAUUGGAAUUGCAAGACCACAAGGGCAACACUGCAUUCUGCUUUGCUGCAGCAGUUGGGAAUGUGCAAAUUGCUGAGAUGAUGGAGAGAAUAAAUGCAUCGUUGCCAACCAUAAGGGGUGGAGGAGGACUCACCCCUCUUCACUUGGCUGUUUUACAAGGAAGAAAAGAAAUGGCAUGGCAUCUGUUCCCUAAAACUAAGGAAAUCUUUGAAGAGGUGGACUGGACUAUACUUUUCAUUAAUUGCAUAAAGUCUGGACUAUAUGAUUUAGCCCUGGAAAUGCUAAAUGAGAAGGACAUGCUAGCCUAUGCUCGGGGUGAGGAGAAUCAGACAGGGUUGCAUGUCUUGGCUCGAACUCCAGGUUGUGGUUGCCAACUACGAUGUCGAAAACACCUCCUACAUUUCUGUAAGAAGGACACUCCUAUUUUAAAACUAGUAAAAAAAAUGUGGGAUAUAGUUCUUUCCCUGGAUGACCAAACGAUGAUGGAAACCAUCUCGGAACCAUCUCAAGUGAUAUUUAUUGCUGCUGAAGUUGGAAAUUUUGAAUUUCUAUCUGUGGUUUUGAGCACUUACCCUGAUUUGAUAUGGGAACUGGAUUCCACGGGUCGAAGUAUAAUCCAUAUUGCUGUUUUGCAUCGUCAUGCUAGCAUCUUCAAUUUAAUACAUGAAAUAGGCCCAAUGAAAGAGGUCAUAUUAACUUUUAAUGAUGAUCAAGAGAACAAUUUACUACAUUAUGCUGCAAGACAAGCACCACCAGAUCGACUUAAUGCAGUUUCUGGAGCAGCUCUUCAAAUGAUGCUCGAGUUGUCAUGGUUUGAGGAGGUGAAAAAGAUAAUGCUACCAUCAUCCAUAGAGAAACGAAAUUCUAAUGGCAUUAUUCCUCGUCAACUAUUCACCAUGGAGCAUGAAGAAUUACUCGAGAAAGGAGAGUCGUGGAUGAAGAGAACUGCUAAGUCUUGCAUGGUUGUUUCAACUCUUAUUACAACAGGAGUGUUCACUGCUGCAUUCAGUGUACCAGGUGGUAACAAUGACGAUAAAGAAGGAAGCCCCAAUUAUUUGGGGAAACCAACAUUCUUGAUAUUUGCAUUAUCAGAUUCCAUAGCAAUGAUCUCAUCUUCGGCUUCAAUCCUAAUUUUCUUGUCCAUCCUUAUCUCUCGAUAUGCCGAGGAAGACUUUCUCAAGUCACUGCCCUUAAAGUUGAUAUCCGCACUUUUGGCACUAUUUAUCUCAAUAAUAAGCAUGAUGGUAGCAUUCAGUAGUGCCUUCUUUAUAACCUAUUACUAUGGUUCAAAUGGGGUUCCUAUCUUCAUUUCUGCACUUGCUUUUAUACCUAUACCUGUUUUUAUAUUUCUGCAAUUUCGCCUUUGGUCUGACAUUUUGUAUUUAGCCUACAUGUGUAGUUUUCUAUUUAGACCUAGUAAACGUAUGAUUCACUAGAAAGAUUGUGGUUUUGUACUAAAUAAUGAACUUCACUUUCAUGUACUCUAUGGGUUAAAUGUUGUAAGAAAAUAUUAAUCUUGUAUUGGUAUUUAUAAGUAGAAGAUAAAUUGGAUAUAGAUACUUGUAAUUAUAAUCGUUUAAGGCACA
Molecule: messenger RNA, 2191 nt
Organism: Glycine soja
Lineage: Eukaryota; Viridiplantae; Streptophyta; Magnoliopsida; Fabales; Fabaceae
Exons: 8
Coding region: 293-2041 (582 amino acids)
Molecular function (GO): protein binding
Source: RefSeq, a predicted model, not a curated record